CGUAAACGUCUCGUUUGUUUCAGUUCUAGCAAAAUGAAAGUCGUUGUGUGCCUUUUUCCACUCCUGCUCUUACUUUCCAGUUGGGUAUCUUCACUGCCCACUGCGGAUAAGGAAGCUCUUCCGAAUACAUUUACCAGCGAUGCCUCCCAGCUGUUAGCCAUUCAAUUGCUAAAACACAACAAAGAUAUUGAUGCCAAUCAGGUGCAUUCCCCACUGGGAGUGGCCACCAUCUUAGCUGUCCUAGCCGAGGCGUCAGAAGGAGCCACCUAUGAUGAGUUCAAUACUGUUUUUGGUUUCCCCAAGGAUCGCAGCGCUUUGCGUGAGAGUUACAAACGUAUUUUAGGCAAUUAUCGGAAUCGUGAUGCGGCAGUGGCAUUGCCUUCCUUCCAGACCUGGCUCUACAUCUAUCGCAAUAACAGUGCUCGCGAGGAUUAUAAGCAGCUGCUCGAACAAAACUACUACGUCGAGGUGAAGGACAUUAACAGACAGGACUAUGACUGGAGUGAGCCAAACACUUCACUUCAGCUAGAGGAAGCUGGAGCCGAUGUUGAUAUCAGAACCGAGCCCAGUAAUAGCAAAGAUGUCAUCGGUUUUGAGACCCUAAAACGAAUCAACGUGGACGAUGAUGUUCCCCUAGUAACCACCGAUACUUAUGGCGUGGAAAUUGUGAACAAGGAAGCUUCCAAAUUUGAUCGUGAAGUGGAUGACAAGCAGUAUGUGGAAAAACCAGUUGCCCUGGCUGAGGCUGUCCAGAUGCUCAAGGAGCAACCGUUCACCACAGAAUCCGCUGAAGCUGCCGCUACCACCGAUGCCGCCGCUGACAUGGAAAAACUUGAAAAACCUGCUGAACCCGCCAUGGCUGGUGAGGAAAAUCUAGCCGAUAAGCAGCAGAACAAACGUGAAGAGAACCUUCAGGCCAAUGUGGAGGAGAACGAGACGGUGCAAGAGGAUGAGAAGCUAAACAAGCAACCGAUGGCCAAUGAACAGGUUACCGCUGGUGAACCCGAAAAAGUGCGUCUGCCGUUGCAGAAACUGGAAAAUGCCGUCAAGACAGCGGUCAAAGACAGUGCCGAUGAGAUAAUGCUGGCUCUCGAAUCGCAUCUAAGUGCAGUUAGUCGGGUUUAUGGUGCCCGUAGCCUAUUCCGUCGCGAUGAUAUUGCCUCGGCACUGAGUGCCAACUCCAUAACUGGGCGCUCGGCUGGCUCUAAGUCCAAGAUGUUGCUCUUCAAUGGCCUCUACUACCGCGGCAGCUGGGCUCAACCCUUCUAUCAGCUGCGCGAUGGCAGUGAUGAGUUUUUCUUCAUGACCAACGAAGAUGCCAUGCAAGCUCCCAUGAUGCAUACCAAGGGAAAAUUCUAUGUGGCCGAUUUGCCACAGCUGAAGGCUCGCGUACUCUCCCUUCCUUACGAGAAUGAAAAGUACGGCCUAAGCAUCGUUCUACCCAACGAGACUGAAGGACUGAGUGAGGUCAUUGCCCAGAUGCAGCCAAGUGACUUCAAAUAUGCUCGUGAUCAUAGUGAACUGAAGCAGAUGCAUGUAUCGCUACCUAAAUUCCAGGUAGAGGAAACCUCACGCUCCGAAUCGGUUCUAAAGCAAUUGGGCCUCCAGCGUCUUUUCUCACGCACCGAUGCCGAGUUGAGCCUGCUGUCCGAUGACACGGACGUCCAUGUGGACGAGAUUGUCCAGUUUGUUAAUGUGCGCGUGGAUGAGGGCGGUAGUAGUGCGAAUGCCUUAUCUGCUGCCAACAUGCAGGCACGUUCACCUCUAGCCAGUGCCACCGAAUUACCUGUACCGGAACCAGAACCCGAGCCAGGUGUUGAGCGAUUCGAGGUGAAUCGUCCAUUUGCCUAUUUCAUAAUGGACUGCGAGAAUCAGUUGGUGCUGGCCUCUGGCAAGGUGUACACCCCAGAAUUUAAGGAUGAUCUGCCACCCGUCUCUGUUGAAAUUGAGCUGGAGCAAUCAUAAGUCGCAUAAGUAUCUCCUUCUCCUUCCUCUCUCAUAUAUAGUUAGUGCGUAAGUUUCGUAACGAAUUUUCACCGAUCCAUAAGCAAUAAA
Drosophila willistoni is the source of this 2055-nucleotide messenger RNA. RefSeq lists its product as uncharacterized. Lineage: Eukaryota; Metazoa; Arthropoda; Insecta; Diptera; Drosophilidae. Gene Ontology annotation, molecular function: serine-type endopeptidase inhibitor activity. Bases 34 to 1965 code for a protein of 643 amino acids. The record is from RefSeq and is a predicted model, not a curated record. The transcript is spliced from 2 exons.